Molecule: messenger RNA, 1376 nt
Organism: Capsella rubella
Lineage: Eukaryota; Viridiplantae; Streptophyta; Magnoliopsida; Brassicales; Brassicaceae
Exons: 1
Coding region: 109-1077 (322 amino acids)
Source: RefSeq, a predicted model, not a curated record
UAAAGAGGACCUUCAAUGAGAAAAGCCUUUCAAGAUUUGGUGGAUCAUUCAAGAAACACACAUCUUCAAAAUUUCUUCAGAGUAAAGAAAUAGCAAAAGAAAGUUAGAAUGAAGAGGACAAUGGAGGAUCCAAGCAAGCUCAUGAGAAGAUCAGUCCACACCUUUCUCCAACACUACCACCGUGUCACCACCGCAGCCGCCGUGGCACUCCCUUUCUCAGCUUGUCUCCUCCUCUCUCAGCCUUUCUUCUCAUCUUCCUCUUCGACCCUUCACGCGAGGAUUAACACGCUCUUCCGCGGAGCUGGUUUCUCUUCUUCUCUUGAUUUCUUCAACAUCUUGAGCCUUAAGCUCUCACAAACCCUUUCAUCCUCUUUAUUCACUCUCCCUUUCUCCCUCACUUUCCUCCUCUUCUCCAAAGCUUACGUUAUCAAACUUCUAUCAAGCAAUAACUCAGCUUCGUCCUCUGUUUAUUACCUCCGCCUUCUCAAAACAUACAUUUGCAGCUUCUUCUUCCUUCUCUCUGCAAACGCCUCUGCUUUUGCUCUGUUUUUCGUAGCAUUCAAUACCCUCGAAGCCUUUGGAUUCUCUUCUAGAAACUUUUACGCUAUCCUCUCCGUAUCCUCAGCGAUCAUCUACUCAGUCAUCAUCGCCAACGCCUUCGUCAUCUCCAAUUUAGCCUUGGUUUCAUCACCUUCUUCUUCUUCAGGAGGAUACACAAAUAUUCUCAAGGCGUGUCUUCUGAUUCGGGGAAGAACUUCACCAGCAUUGUAUCUUGCUCUGCCUACUAAUCUCGGCUUAGCAGGAGUCGAAGCCUUGUUUCAGUACAGAGUCGUGAGAUCUUAUUACAACGGAGACAGAGAUAUCACAUCCAUAGCUCUUGAAGGAACCUUCAUAGCUUACUUAUACGCUCUCUUCUUGGUUCUUGACACCAUAGUCAACUUCCUCUUUUACCAGAGCUGCAUCAAGAACGAGGAAGAUCAAAAGAUCGGUAGAGGAGACGACUACUCCAUCAAGAUCCAAAUCAGCGAAACAGAGAACACCAAAAUACACAUCAAGGGUUUAUACGAAAUCUUGUGACUUUCUUCUUGUUUUGGUUGGAUGUAAUUAUUGAAAAAAAGUGAAAAAAGACUUUAUGAGAUUAUUGAUUCUUUAAGGAUAAUCUCAAGUAGCUUUCACUUCAAAGAAGGGCAAAGGUAAACACUAAACAGUGGAGAACAAUCACACCAAUCUGCAAAACCUUUUCUUCUACCUCUGUUUCUGUUUUUUUCUUUAUUUAUUUUAGUCCAUUGUUCCUCUUUUUAUUUAAUACUUUUUCAACAUUGUAAAGUCAAAUAUACCAGAAAUUUUCAAUUUAAUGCAAAUCUUUAGUAUUCACA